UCGUGCUUUUUGUUUGUUGUUUUUACUGUAUUUUGGGUUUUUGUCUUUUUUUUCUUAUUAUGCUGUCUCAAUAGAAGAUUAUCUGUUUUGGGUCUCAAUAUUUUGAACUUUAUGAUGUCUUUCUUUAAAUUUCUUGGUUUUGAAAAAUGGGUUGUGAUUGGAAUCAUGUAAUUCAAGGUUAUUUCCUCUGUUUGUCUCUCUCUUUUUGUGCUUUUGAUCUUUCUAAAGUUUGUUCUUUUACUUAUGAAAAAUAAAGUAAUUGUGCAGUCUAGUCUGGAAUGAUUGGUUAUGUGGUUUUUAAGAAAUAUGUUUACUUCUCUACAAAAACAAUGAAAAUGAUACAAAAUAUUUCAUGGCAAUUUUUUUUUUAAGUGGAACCAAACAUAAACAUGUGUACAAAUCAUCAUUUUCCUUAUUAAAUGUCGUCCUUUAAUAUCUUGUAGAUGAAUUAUCCAUGUUUUAAUUUGCUCAUAACGCAGAUACAUGUAUGUAUUUGUGUGUAUAUUUGUAUUAUUUAUGCUCGUGUGAUAGGAGGGGUGGAUGAGUCAUCCUUCCAAAAAAAAAAAAAUUAAGGAAGAUGUUUCCUUCACUUUUUGGGUGGUUAAAUUGAAGAGCCGGUACAAAGGAUUGUUGAGGUGACACUUACCUUUGUUUGAUAAGGGCAGUAUUUUUUUACUAAUAUAUACAAAGGCUAGGUGGGGAAGUAAAAUUAAUGAUAGACCAAUAGGCGGGGAAGUAAAAUUAAUGAUAGAACAAUAGGCUUCUCUGGUACAAAUAGGUUAAGGAAAAAAAAAUAUAUAUAUAUAGGGUUCAUUGCUCCGGCACAGAAUAAAGGCUUCUUGUUGGUAAUCUGUCAAGUCAAGGUCUAUCAUAGUGUGUAAAAGUUGUGACACCUUAUACAGCCUCAAUCUAUCUAAUGGUCUGGUCUGGUUGUGGUUAUGUCCCAAAUAAUUGAAGGUCAAAAAAGGUAUUAUACAUUUAUGAGGCAGUUUUUCUUUCUUUUCUGGCCAAUUAUGGACUGAUGAAAAAAGAGGGCGGAUUUCUCACUUCUUGCUUCCUCCAUCUCUUCCCUUCCUUACAGUGGAAGCAUCCAUCCUUCCUUUCUUCCACCAUUCCUUCCUUCUAACCAAACAAAGCAUUCGUGUCACGACACACAAAUUCUUUUUUCCUCCUUAGAACGAGUCUUUGGUUCUCUUGUAGAUUUAUUAUCCAAGCUUCAAUUUGCUUAUGUGUGUGUGUGUGUGUAUAUAUAUAUAUAUAAAUGUAUAUACUACUUCCAUUAGAAUAAUAAUCUAAUCUUAGGAGUUAGGACUGGACUAAAGGGGUGCUGGCAAGGCACACAGAUUCAUUCCCCCAAUCUUCAUUGAGUAGAAAUUACUGCCGUUUCACAAGACCAGUGAUCAUUUCGACCAUCUGAUUCUGUCUGAAAAGUGCGAGCUUGUUUAACUGGUCCAAGUAAAAAUGGGUCUGUCUAAUUAUCCGACUCCAGCUGAAGGAGGAGUGCUAAUUGUAAUCCUGGUAAACACGGUCAUAUCAAUUUCCAUUGUCAAAGACAUAGUCCUCUCCAUCCUUCAUGUCAUGGGAAUCCGUCUCACAUCAUGGGAAGAACAUUCAAUUGAAAGCCCUGCAGACUCAUAUGAAUGCCAUGGAAGCCCCUCAACAACCUACAUGGAGGAGUUCCGGAGACGGACACCAGCAAUUCGGUUUGACUCAUUGUGUAGCUGUGGGCCAUCUGAACAAGAGUGCUCCAUUUGCCAAACUGAGUUUGAACCAGAUGCGGUGAUAAACUACCUAUCAUGCGGUCAUGUUUUCCACAAAUUGUGCUUGGAGAAGUGGCUGAAGUAUUGGAGAGUCACGUGCCCUAAUUGCAGGACUCACAUGAUGCCCCAAGAGGUGGAGGAAGAUACUUGUCCAAUGUGAAUUAGUUCUAGGAAAUACUCCCUAAGGAAGUUUUGUUGUACAGCGUAGUAGUCAUACAGUCAAUAUGGUUGCAUGCAUCAUCUGGGACAUGGUUAUGUGCUUGUUUUAGGUGCCACUAUAGUGUGUAUUAGGUGAUGGGUCUGUGUGACCAAAAGUUAUAUUGUACAUAUUUUGGUAGGUUUCUGAAGUUCUAUGCAUUUUGAGCUUAGGUUUGUAAAAAGUUUCCUCUUUGUCAUCCAAUGCUGUUAAGAGUUUAUGUGAUGCUAUGUAAUCUUGAUCCAACAUAUUAUUGUGAAUACAUUUUUACUCUAUAAAUUUGAAAUGUUGUUGUCUAGGA
Molecule: messenger RNA, 2257 nt
Organism: Cornus florida
Lineage: Eukaryota; Viridiplantae; Streptophyta; Magnoliopsida; Cornales; Cornaceae
Product: probable E3 ubiquitin-protein ligase XERICO
Exons: 2
Coding region: 1462-1920 (152 amino acids)
Source: RefSeq, a predicted model, not a curated record